This is a messenger RNA of Malus domestica (apple), 1051 nucleotides long. The record is from RefSeq and is a predicted model, not a curated record. NCBI's taxonomy places the organism in Eukaryota, Viridiplantae, Streptophyta, Magnoliopsida, Rosales, Rosaceae.
UAGGACUCGCUCGGAUUAAUGACUUCGCUAGGAGUUCUUAGACAAGAACCCCAAAUUCGGCCGGACUCGUAAGACCUUCUGCGAGAGAGAACCUCGGUCAUCCUGCGAGAGAGAGUCGUCGCCAUCGCUCCCUGCUUGCCCUGCUCCCUCAUCCUCGUCCUCCUCACCCUCAUCUCUGCGUCCUGCUUGCCCUCAUCUGCAUCCUGCUUGCCCUCAUCUGCUCCUCUUGCCUCUUGCCUGUUGUUUGAGAAAUUUUCAAAGAUUUAUCGCUUUGUCAUUGAAAAUGCAAAUGCAAUGCUCAGUCAGUGCGAGUCUGAGUCCGAGCAGAAGAGGCAGAGGCACCGCUGUCGAUUCACUUCCAAUGGCAGCCGUCGGUGGUCCUAAGUGGGCACAGAAGACCAUAACUCUGCCUCCCCUCAAGAGGGGUUGUCAUCUCGUCACCCCUAAGAUAGUGAAGGAAAUUGGGGAGGACUUGUCAGAAUUCAAGUGUGGCCUUGCCCACCUCUUCUUGCAGCACACAAGUGCUUCUCUUACUAUCAAUGAGAAUUAUGACUCUGAUGUUCGUCACGAUGCAGAGACAUUCCUCAAUACCAUUGUUCCUGAGGGGACCUCUGCACCAUGGAAGCAUACCCUUGAAGGCCCAGAUGACAUGCCAGCACAUAUUAAAUCAUCAAUGUUUGGCUGCACUCUGACGGUUCCAAUUACAAAUGGAAAACUCAACAUGGGAACUUGGCAGGGAAUAUGGUUGUGUGAGCAUCGUGACUAUUCUACAGCACGGAAAGUUGUGGUUACCCUGAAUGGAAUAUGAGAUUCUAAGAUUUGGAUAUUUUUCAUCCAAGUCUGUAGAUAAGUCGUACGUAGACAUCUGGUUUGUUCAUGGGAACCUCCUGGAGAGAUGUUAACGUCCUAGCUGUUUUCUGCAUCUUUCUGGCUGAAUGAACAUCUGGUACCUUGUUACUUGUAAAGGAUUUACUACUUUCUGGCUUAUACAUACAAUAGCAAUUUCAAGUAAUUAUUUUAAAAUUGAGUAAAAAAUUGAACUUGUCAGACA